Molecule: messenger RNA, 2466 nt
Organism: Phytophthora sojae
Lineage: Eukaryota; Oomycota; Peronosporomycetes; Peronosporales; Peronosporaceae
Exons: 2
Coding region: 1-2466 (821 amino acids)
Biological process (GO): DNA replication initiation
Cellular component (GO): nucleolus
Molecular function (GO): chromatin binding
Source: RefSeq, a predicted model, not a curated record
AUGGCGGUGGCAGGCAAGGGCAAGAAGCGCAAGGCCGCGCCCGGCGGGGCCGGCGGCAACACCCGCAACAAGCAGAGCAAGGCCCAGAAUGGGCGCAAGGGCUCGUCCGGCGCCGCGUCCAAGCACAAGAAGGGCGGCAAGAAGCCGCAGCCGACCGCGCGCCGCCCCGAGCAGGAGGAGGAGGACGACGACGUGGAGAUCGACGAGGAGGACGUGGCCUUCUACGAGGGCAACGCCGCCUUUACGUCCUUCCUGGCCAACAUGGACGCCAAGGCGCUGAAGAGCAAGCCGUUGCACCCCAAGGGCGACAAGAAGCCGACGCCCAAGCCGGUCAAGGAGCAGCAGAAGGACGACAAGGACGAGGACAUGCCGCUGGAGAAGCUGGAGGCGCGGCCCCGCAAGGCGGCGUGGACCACGGACAAGCAGGAGGUGCUGAAGGACAAGCUGCCCGUCAAGUUCAUGGACGGCAGCGUCCGUGCCAACAAGCUGCUGACGGAGGAGGCGCCCAAGGCUAUCCAGGACGAGUCGACGUCGGCGCCGAUGGAGGAGACCCCGGAGCCUCAGCUGUCAGCCGUUGACCUGAAGCGCCAGCGUGCACUUCGUCUUGCAACCAAGAAGGUGGAGAUCGCGCAGCUUUGUGAGGGCAUUCUGGAGAACCCGGAGGAGUCCUUUAAGAAGAACAAGGAGCACCCGCAGCAGCUGAGCAAGAUUCAGCAGCUCCAGGAGCUGUGCCGCGACCCGGACGCGACGGUGCAGCGUCUGAGUCUGAUGUCGCAGCUGUCGGUGUUCCUAGACAUCCUGCCUGACUACCGCAUCCGUGUUCAGAACAACGACAUCAGCGCGGAGGAGAAGGGCAAGCAGAACCACGGCCGCCCCAUGAAGAAGAAGGUGCAGCAGAUGCACGACUACGAGGCGAUGCUGCUCAACAACUACCAAAAGUUCCUCAAGUACUGCGCUGAGCUGGUGACGACGGGGCUCAAGGGCAAGCGCCCGGAGCAGAUGCCGACCAUGACUGCGCGUGAACGCCGUGAUGUGCUUUUGGCGGAGACUGGCGUCCGUUGCUUGGCUCAGCUGCUGGAGAAGAAGUAUGCGUUCAACUUCCACUUGAACCUUGUGAUCGCAUUGGUGCCGAUGGCAGACUCGCAUUUUCCGGCUGUCCGUGAACAGGCUUGCGCGUCGUUCGAGACCGUCUUCAAGAGCGACAAGACGUGUGCUUGUUCGUAUGAAAUCGUCCAGCAGAUCUCGAGUUACGUGAAGCAGAAGCAGCACCGUGUGCAGCCUUUCAUCAUCCGCACGCUGCUGGUUAUGCCGCUUGAAGUUACCAUGGAGCAGGGUGAGGCGGCGCGCAAGAAAGCGAAGUCGGACCGCAAGAAGCGCCGUCGUCAGCAGGCCGAGGGCGACACUAUUGCUGCUGGUCUGAAGGAGGCUGAAGCCGUUGUGGAUCGUGCUGAGCGCGAGAAGACCCAGGCUGACAUCUUGCACGAGCUGGUGCUCAUUUACUUCCGUAUCCUGAAGCAAGCCACCUACUCGCAGGCGUUGCCAGCCGUGCUUGAGGGCCUGGCGAAGUAUUCCUUCCUAAUCAAUCUGGACAUCAUGAUCGACUUGCUCAAGGUGCUCAAGGUUGUGCUACGUGAAGAGGAUGUCUUGCCACUCCCGGCAGCGCUGCAAGCUGUGCUUACGGGACUCCGCGCCCUGCAGGGGCCUGGCGGACAGGAGCUCAUGGUCGACGAAAAGGAGUUCGUCGACAUUCUGUACCGCUUGCUGCACCGGUUUGCCGACGGCGAGGCGGGCUCGGACUCGUCGUGCUUCCCGACGCUGCUGCAGUGCGUGGAGACCGUCUUCCUCCGCCGGAAGGAGAUUGUGGUGGAGCGUGUGGCGUCUUUCGUGAAGCGUUUGCUGCUUGUGGCGCAGCACCUGCCGCCGCACCAGGCGCUAGCCAUUCUGUCGCUAUUGCGCGCACUGUUCCACCGCUACUCGAAGUUGCAGCAGCUCCUCGAGUCGGACGUGGAUCGCGUGGCUUCGGGCGAAUACCGUGCUGACAUCGACGACCCUGACUUUGCUAACCCGUUCUCAAGCGCGUGCUGGGAGUUGGCGCUGCUGACGCACCAUGCUCACCCGAAGCUUGCUAGCUACGCGCUGGGCACUGCUAAGAUGGAGACGACGCUGCCGAAUGAGCACGCCCGCGCUAUCAUGGACGCGUUCGACCCCUAUGCUGACGCCACCUUCACCUUCAAGUCCAAGGUGCCGGUCCCGCCGAGCAACCCGCUGCACAAGAAGAUUGCCAGCGAGAACAACAAGAACAGCAAGAAGACCCGCCAACGUCGCGCGCGCCAGUUUUUCGUGCGCGACCCGCUGGCGAACUUGGACGAGCAGUACCGCAAGCAGAACGCCUCGCCCUUCUUCCAGAAGUGCCUUGAGCUUGACGAGCAGACCACUGACGACAAGUCGCUAGUGUUCAAGAAGUAG